AUGUGGAGAUCAGCUCCACAGUUGAUUCGGGUCCAAGAACGAGAGAAGGACGUCGUAAUGGCCCUUAUUACUAGGAAACUUCGAUCCAGAAAUUACGAAAUUCAUUGGGAUCCAAGGCGCAUGAACGUGGCGCUCACGAGAUAUCGCCAUGGCCAAUUCGUGCUGGGCCACUACACGUCGAUAUCCGGGAUCAAUUUCUCCACCGUUAAUUUGUCGUCAGAAAAGGAAUCCGGCGCUGUUUUCGGAGAUUCCAAAAAAAAAUCUCAGCUGGCCUGGCAAGACCAAGAUCAAUCAUGCGUGAUCAAAAAGUUCAACGAUCCAUUCUAA
Cylicocyclus nassatus is the source of this 327-nucleotide messenger RNA. The record is from the annotation of a GenBank genome assembly. NCBI's taxonomy places the organism in Eukaryota, Metazoa, Nematoda, Chromadorea, Rhabditida, Strongylidae.